GUAAAUAUCCGGGGGAUGGUUGGCUCCGCAAUGGCUGCGCCGCUGCAGAAUGCAAUGAAGUUGGCUAAUGUAGCCAUACAGCUGGACACCCAAAACAGACACAAGGUAACAUGCAAAGGAUGCUUAUUGUGAAUACUUGAAAAGUAUAAAUUUUAUUUCCCAAGCUCUUCUGGAUGAGGCAGUCACUCAAGAUGGCACUGAGAUUGUUGCAGCAGAUGCACAGAAGAUGCUUAAGUUGGCGGAGCAAUGUUUGGAAAGAGCCAAGUCAACCGCCACUAAGCUUGGCAAAUUAGAAGAAAAGCCUGCCGCCUUGGAACAGCACCGACCUACGUGCAAGCCAGGGCAUCGCAGAGUUCUCUCAGAUGGAGGGCAAGCAACAUCCCCUUUCCUUCCUCCAGAAAUCUUUGAGAAGAUGCAGAUUGCUGACACACAAAACACAAAAAAGGAGCUUACACCAAUGGAAGAGGCAUCUAGACUUAAUCAGAAGCUCAAGGCUACAUACGAAGCAAGACUGGCCCGUCUGAAUCCCAGUCAGGCUAUGCAGAAAACAUCCCUGACCCUGUCUCUACAGCGCCAGAUGAUGGAGAAUCUAAUUAUUGCAAAGGCAAGACAAGAUGCUCUUCAAAGGAAGGUGGAGGAAAGACGUCUCCGGCUACAGGAAGAAGCUAACAGGAGAUUUUCUAGUUCAGCAUGUUUGACUGCAGAAGAACAAGAACAAAGAAUUUUUUACACCAGCAUACUUGAAUAUGAUCAAGAUCAUGAUUGGCCCAAGAAUUGGAAGUCAAAAUUAAAGAAAAAUCCUAAUGAUCUUUCGCUUGUUGUUGGUCUUUUAUCAUGUAUUCUAAGCUGCCCUGAACAUCCUGUCAUGAAGCUUUUGAAGAAACUGCAGUACCGUAUUUACAACAAGCUAUAUAGUAUUGUUAGCCGAGCUAACUGCAGUCACAACUUAGUCCAGAAAUCUCCUGCACAUGUGGCUUCUAUCGGCAAGCAGCACAGCAUGAAGGCUUCACAUAGUAUACACUGCAUGCAGUCCCUACAGGAGAACAACCAAAUGAACAAUGAAAAAAUGAAGCACAGUGUUUCUGUGACAUCUCUACCCCUAAUUGAAGACUACAAUGCCAACACAGACUCUCGAGUUCAAGAGCAGACACAACAUAUUAAUAACCAAGAAACCUCCACAUUAAGUGCUGUUGACAAAGAUGGCUCCUUUGAAGAUCUGGAACAGUUUUUACCACAGUUUCAAGGCCAGCCAGAAAGUCUUCCUAAUCUGUCUUCACAGAAACCAGAAGAGUUUCCAGUUCUGUCUUUGGAGAAUGAUAACCUUCCCCAGCAACUGAAAGACAUUGUCAAAGAUAUUCAUAACUCUAUAGAUCGACUUCUGUCAUUAUGCAUUCUGUCGUUUGAAACUUUGAACAAUGCUGCUGCUAAAGAUCAGUGUUUAGCAAUAUUGGAAGAGGCUUUCUUCACCCCUAUUUGGACACUUUUAUUUGCCUUGUUUAGAAAAGUUUACAUUAAUCGUGAAAUUGCUUUUGAAAGAAGUAUGGCAUUGUACAAAAAUAUGAAGCCCUGUGACAUUGGUGUUAAGUCUAAACUUUUUCCGUCUGAGUCUUCACCACCUUCUGGCUGCUACCCUUAUGAGGUAGCAGUGAUGGAGCUGAAGCAAAUAUCUAAAUUCUGCUAUCCUCAAAAGAAACUUGAAUGUAUUGUGAAAGCUCUACGUUUAAUCUGUGAAUGUGCUGAAGAGUACCGCAAUUCAAACGAGCCAUCUACCUCACACACUUCUGCAGCAAUUGGUGCAGAUGACCUGCUUCCAAUUUUGUCAUAUGUUGCCUUGAAGAGUAACUUUCCACAACUGGUGUCGGAAUGUGCAGCACUGGAGGAGUUCAUCCAUGAAGGGUAUCUAAUUGGAGAAGAAGGUUAUUGCCUUACAUCUAUGCAAAGUGCAAUUGCUUUUGUGGAAUCUUUACAUAAUAAUAAGGGAGGUGCAUCAAAGUAAGCACUACAAAGAAAUGUAAUGGACUGCAUUACACGGAGUUCUUUUCUUAUUGUAUAUAUUGUUCAAAAUGCUAAAGAAUUAUGUAAUAUAUAUAUAUAUAUACUACAUUUGUUAAUUUUUAAUGCAUAACAGUUUAUAUUCUGUGGCAUUCUGAAAAUGUUUUGCUGUUGGUUUACUGAUGUUUCUUGUUUGCACUUUUUUUUAUAUAGUUGCUAAUUUUGAACAAAGUGCCUUUUUUCUUUUUGUGUGUGGAUAUGAGAAAGCACUCCUAUACGUAUAAGGAGUUAAAUGUGAAAUAUAGAUUUUUAGUUUCCCUUGUACAGACUCUGACUAGAAUUGAAAGGGAAAAUUUAGUUUGCAACUACAAUGUUUAAAGUGAACCAUACAGAUAAGUGUAAAUAGGAAUAAGAUUUAGCUUGGUCAAGUAUUUUUUGAAAAUGUGUAAUAUAGAGCAAUUCUAGUUACAUGCUUCUUUACAGUUUCUAAAUUGUACCUUUGCAGUCUUGAAUGUUGAACUUUGUAUAUGAAAUGCCAUAGUUUUUUAACCACUUCCUUUAGUUAGAAGUCUUGGUUAUGAGGUCAUAACAGUUCCAUCCAUGAAGCUCUGAAGUAUUUGUCCGUAGAAGUAGAUGCCUCAUCAUGAAGGUACUUCUUUAACCAUUUAGGUAAUGAAAAUAUGCCUUUGCAUGAUUGAUUUAAUACUGUUUUGUAAUUGGGUUAUGGGGGGAAAAAAUUCUUUGCAGUAGAUAUCAGAAAAACAUCUUUGGGUUUCAGAUUUAGAAAACGUGGACAAUGCAAGUACUUCUAUUAAAUCAUGUUGGUCUUUUUUUGUUUUUUGACAGGUUUAAAGUAAUUGCAUAUUACUUUUUUUCCAUGACUUUUCUAAUUAAUCUGCCAGGCAAUCAGACAGAUUUAGAAUUAGUUUUUUUUUUCUUUGCACUUUACAUGCGGUUUAAAUGCAUCUUCAUAAUUUGGAAGCCUCACUAAGCUGUAAUUUUUCUGAAUUUCCCAAGGGGGAGGUGGGGCACAAAGAAUACUUUUUAUAUAUAUUUGAUGUUUGAAAGGAAUGUAUCUAAUUAAAGCUUGAACAUCUUGUUUCUUUUGAUCUAUAUUUUUCCUAAGCUUUGCUAGCUAUUUUCAAGAAGGAUCUCAUCAAUAGGCAAAUUAAAAGCUGCCCAUAACAAAACAUUCACGCAUUAAUGUAAUGUGUGGUGUGUUUUUAUUAUUUAUUUAUUUAUUUAUUUUGUGAUGUGAACUAAUAUUGUGUUAUUGUGUACAGUUCUUGUAUAAUUCAUAACUCAGUGUUCAGUUUUAACUCUUGUUCUUGCUGUUAAUUUAUUUUAUACUUGUUGAUUUAGCACACUGCACCCAAUUACAACAUAAUUUUCUUUUGUUUUUUUUUUUUUGUUUUUUUUUAAUCUGAUCUUCUGUAUCCUCAUAUUUUAAAUGACAAUUUGUUCGCCAAUCCUGUGACAAAUGUUUUGAAGUGCUUUCUGUUAACCUUUCCAUUCGUGUAGGUGCCCAGUAUGCUGGAUGUAUAUAUAGAUCCAAGAUUGGUCUUUUUGCCAAAAGUCUGCUUUAUUUAGCACGCCUCAUAUAGAAUAAUUAUGCAAUUCUGUUGUCUGUCUUUGUAUCCUGUUGAAGUUAGUUGUCACAUGAAGAUUUAUGUUCAUGUCUUGUAGAAUGCAUUGUUUUAUUAAUUAAUUAAUUGUAAUUUUUGCCUUUAAAUGUUAUUUAAAGAAUAUGGUUACCUAUCUUCACUGAAAAUAUAAAGUAUACAGCGUGAUACCAUAAAUAUAGUUUUUCUACACUUUAUUUUUAGAAAACUAUAAACCAUUUUAAGCAAGAUAAAAUUUAAAAAAAUGAACAUGAUCACAUAUAGAGUUUAUUGUAAAUCUGUGUGUCUCUUGUGUUUAUCAUUUUUAUAAAUUCUAACAAUUUUAAAUUAUGACUUUCAUUGCUGGUAUAUUUAUUAUUUAACCUACUGGAAGAGUCAUGUUACCAUGUCAUCACUGUGACAUUUAUCCAAGUAACUCAUUCUAGUGUUUGUAAUAAUAUUUUUAAGCACAUUUAUGCUUUUCCCUUUUUAGAGUUUAAAUACUGCAUCAAUGUGAUUGGUUUUUUUUUUAAUCACACAUGCAUUCAAUUUACAAUUUAGUUGACAUUUGUAUUGUACAUAUUAGGUUAUAUUAUAAAAAUGAAAUGGUAAUUUGGAAUGAAACUGCUUGUGACCUUCUAAUGCAUUUUGUAAAACUUGUAUUUUAAUGUAUUGCACUGUUAACUGUCUUCUGUGACAUUUGUUCUUGAGGAGAAGAGAGCAUUUCUAAUAAAGGUAGAGCUGCAAAGUCUGCAAAAAUUAAAAGCCUUUUCAAUAACUGCAUGUG
Polypterus senegalus (gray bichir) is the source of this 4380-nucleotide messenger RNA. It is a transcript of the gene vps9d1, whose product is annotated as VPS9 domain containing 1. Gene Ontology annotation, cellular component: cytosol; endocytic vesicle. Gene Ontology annotation, molecular function: small GTPase binding; guanyl-nucleotide exchange factor activity. Lineage: Eukaryota; Metazoa; Chordata; Cladistia; Polypteriformes; Polypteridae. The transcript has 15 exons. Gene Ontology annotation, biological process: vesicle-mediated transport. The record is from RefSeq and is a predicted model, not a curated record. Bases 227 to 1996 code for a protein of 589 amino acids.